Molecule: messenger RNA, 1372 nt
Organism: Oncorhynchus tshawytscha (Chinook salmon)
Lineage: Eukaryota; Metazoa; Chordata; Actinopteri; Salmoniformes; Salmonidae
Product: tetraspanin-18-like
Exons: 9
Coding region: 370-1146 (258 amino acids)
Cellular component (GO): membrane
Source: RefSeq, a predicted model, not a curated record
GCUUUACAACGUGCGGUAUGGUCUGGGAGUUCCGAACAAAACUGUUUGUCUACGGAUCUCUUUUACUCCGCUACAAGACUGCGUGACUAAAUUGGUGCUAUAGUUAUCCAUGGCUAAUUUAUUAGCUGAAGACUGAAGUCUAAAGGCUUGUUGUUCUUCCCUCGGGCACACAUCUCCAAUCUGGCUGUUUCUUUCAAUCUUUAUAUUGUUUUUCCUGCACUGAUUUAAAUCUAUAUUCUGACAGAUUUUGUGGAGAGAACACCAUAGAGCUAGCGCUGAGGUUCUGGACAAACCUGCAGUUUUGAGCUAAAGGAAAACAGGAGGGAAACGGAAGAGAAGCCCUGAACCAAGACGCAUCGACAGAGACUCAUGGGGUUAGGGGAGGCUUCAGCGAGAGGGACAGCCAUGGACGGAGACUGUCUGAGUUGUAUCAAAUACCUCAUGUUCGUCUUCAACUUCCUCAUCUUCCUGGGAGGCUCCUUCCUCCUGGGUGUAGGGGUGUGGGUGCUGGUGGAUCCCACAGGCUUCAGGGAGAUCAUUACAGCCAACCCCCUGCUCUUCACUGGGGUCUACAUCAUCCUGGCCAUGGGGGGAAUGCUCUUCCUCCUCGGCUUCCUGGGCUGCUGCGGAGCCAUCCGGGAAAACAAGUGUCUGCUCCUCUUUUUCUUCAUGCUCAUCCUGGUUAUAUUUCUGGCAGAGUUGGCUGCAGCCAUCUUGGCCUUCAUAUUCCGGGAGCAUCUGACCAGAGAGUUCUUCACUAAGGAGCUGAAGAGACACUACCAGGGAUACAACAACACUGAUGUCUUCACCGGAACCUGGAACGCCGUCAUGAACAACUUUGACUGCUGUGGAGUGAACAGCCCGGAGGACUUUGAGGAGAGCCUGUUCCGGUUGAUCAACCCCAACGAGAUGGUCCCUGCAGCCUGCUGCAGGAGGGGCAGCCAACCAGGAGACUCGGCAUACGUCAACCAGGACGAGUGUCUAAUGGGGAAAAUGCUCUUCCGAAACAACAAGGGUUGUUACUCUGCUGUGGUUGACUACUUUGAGCUCUAUAUAUACGUGGCCGGAGCUCUGGCCAUCGUGGUGCUCACCAUUGAGCUGUUCGCUAUGGUGUUUGCCAUGUGUCUGUUCAGAGGGAUCCAGUAGGAUGCCUGACUGCUGUAGCCGCACGGAUGGGAGCUAGAAAAGGGAAAUCAGGAGGGGGGGAAAAAAGAAAAAUUAACACUUACAAAUGUGUUGUUCUUUUUGUAUCUGCAAAACAAUUUGGUUAGAAAACAAACAAACAAACAACAUCAACAACAAGUACAACAACUACAACAACAGCUAAACAACAACAACAUCAACAACAACAACUACAACAGCUAAACAACAA